Molecule: messenger RNA, 2982 nt
Organism: Mesocestoides corti
Lineage: Eukaryota; Metazoa; Platyhelminthes; Cestoda; Cyclophyllidea; Mesocestoididae
Source: the annotation of a GenBank genome assembly
CUUCCUGAAGAUAAUGAUGACACCCAUCACAAAAAGAAGCCAUUUUAUAAUCCUGCAGUCAAAACUCAACGUGGGACUCUCAAGGCUAUGAGAGAUGUGCCUUCCGGCGAGUCCCCCUUGAUGCAAUUUCAAGUUAACCUUCGUCAGCUUCGUCAUGAAAUCGUCGAAUUGGUGAAACAUCAACCGGGAAGUAUUCUCUUGCUGCACGACUUCUUCCUUGCCUACCAGGCUCAUUUCGGAAAACCUUGUCGUGUCUCUGACUAUGGUUUUUCACGACUCGAGGAUAUCAUGGAUGCCUUCAAGGAUCUUGUGCAUAUUGUGGGUGAAGCUCCACUUCGAACCAUCAUGCUUACUCAUGUGAUACAAGUUCGACGAUUCACAUAUGACCUCUUGAAAUUACUCAAGAGCGAGCAGAAGAAAAGUAUUCCGAUUUCCAAAUUUCCCCAGGCUUAUGAAACAACCUUUCAUAAGGUCUUUAAGCCUUCUAAUUACGGUGUAUGCAGCUUACGUGAUUUACUGACCGACGUCCCAGAGAAUAAAGUAACUGUUAAGAAUAAUGACGAUGAAGGUCUCAGUAUUGUUAUUCCUCGACGCAUCCAAACUGUCCAACAAAAGGCGCUCACGCAGAUCUUUGCCAUCGAGGUUAUCCAAGUGCUAUCGCCGAUGCGGAGAUUCCAGAUUGCUUUCACAAAAUUUAUUCCAGCCUAUCACCACACAUUCAGUCGACAGUGCCGAGUCUCGGAGUACGGGUUCUCAAAGUUAGCCGAACUACUAGAGGCAUUACCACACGUGGUUGAGAUUUCAAACGAAGACGGAGAAAGGUAUAUACGUCUCGUGAACCGUCUGCGUAUGGCUAGAAUUAAAGAAAUCCUCUUUGAAAUUCUGGGGCGUCAAUCAUUUCGACGGAUGCUUCUCACCGAUGUGGUCUCAGUUUUUCAGACGGAUUACCGACUAAACCUUGUUCCCCAGGACUACAAAUUCACUUCUUUAGAGGGGCUUUUCUCCUCCUUCCCAGGGGUCUGCCUCCUCCAUCAACAAGGAUUACGUCUAGCACAAAUUUCACAAGAUAGCAGAACCGUUUCAUUCGUUCAGCAGCUGGCAUUUAGCAUGACAGGUGAUGGUCCAAAAGAUCAGCAGCCGCCCAAAUGGGACGUCAAAACUGAAGACACGCCCGGCACUAUGACUUAUGUCUGCCUCGAAGAUAGACAUAACGUAAGGGAUUGCAAUAUUCAAACAUAUUGCAAGCCGAACGUUGGAGAAGACUUGACUGGCAAAGACCUUUCAACCACCCAAACUAUUCAUCUCUGCCCACUUAUGUCGUUUGCCAAACAAUUGAGACACCUUUUACUUCGCACUAAGGGUCGCUUAAUGCUAAGUCUCUUAGGAAGCGAGUACAAUCGACAGUAUGGUGUCGAACUUCGUCCUGAGACAUAUGGAUAUCCGUCACUGCUGGCGUUGGUCAAGGCAAUCAACUUUAUGGUGGCGGUGAGAGGCAAAGGAGCAAAAUCCACACUUCUGCUCUCCCAGAACUAUUUGGGCAAACUUGCUUGGAUUAUUGCAUUCAAGCUCCCAUUCCGUCACGAUCUACUCCUCGACACUGCUGAAUUGAGUGUUGAACCAAUAGACUUUUCACAGCCAAAAGUAACUACCAGUGAGGCUAUGGCAUCAUCGUGUGAUUUCUACUCAAUGAAAACCCGACCUAUGCAAAAAACAUCUAUAAACCCCUGGUGUUAUCCUCCAUUACUCACACCAGGCCGUUACCACUUGGCGCCAGCCACAGUCGCCAGCACAAUGCCACCCUUAAACAGCAUUGCGGGGGACCCACAACAUCCACCGCACGACGACUUCAGGGUUUUGCCAGACUUUUUUGCUCCAGAUCUCGAGGCUCAAUCUUAUACCUACACUGAAACUACAAGUACAAGCAGAGACCCUGACCUCGUUACCCCGUGUUUGAAUCCAGAAAUUCCAUCUCCCUUACGUGGUCCUUUUCUCAGGUACCCGGAGGCAUCACUGAUUGGUGAUUCUUGUAAAUUCACUGCUAAUCACCUUCAACUACAUUUCUCCAGUGGAGAGAUGUCAUCACACAUUUUGUCAUUAGCAGCUUCUCAAGUAUGGUCACAAUCAUCGGAUCAGCAUUUGUUAUCGACUCCAAUUCAUCAGUUCCAGUUGGAGUCGUUCGGUAUGCUGCAACCUCCAUUAGGGAAAUCACUACUGAACUAUGGGUACAUGGAGCCCUAUUGCCUGAGCCAUAUGACUCCCGGGAUGCUCCCUAAAGAAGCAAAAUCAACAGCAGCGAAUUCAGGGGUAAACAUGCUGUCAUCAGAACAACAAUUCAGUCCCUCAACAGAAUCUGAAGUCUCUUUAGCUAAAACGAAGACGAUAGGAUCUGAUUUAUCCGGACUGAAGUUAUCCGAGGAAUUGACACCAUUCUCAAAUGUUCAAGUUCAGCAGAUUACCACUAAUCCGACGACGGCCUUCAUAAACUACCACCCAACUGAAUUGACCGACAUUUUAUCGCAGGCAACACAACACGACUGCGGAGCUACAUUAAUUUAUCAGAACACUAGGGCGAUUAUGGCCGGUAGUUCAAUGGACAGUGUCAACGGGUUGUCAAUAGUUAGAAAUGAGAGCUGGAGAGCAGAUUUAAGGCAGUGGGUCGACGCCUGUAGGCUUCCCGCGCCGUGGCCAAUAUUUCAGUCUACUCCUCUGGACCCUCUUGCACAAAUGCAGCCAGCCCCCGUACUCGUCUCUCAAUCUGCACAUAAUGGAGCGACAAUGCCUUAUGAAGAAACGCAUUUAAUCAACACUGUAACUUUUUCACAAACCCCUACUAGGCAUUCCACAAAAGAGGACUUGGGAGUAGGUAACAAUUCGCCAGAAGAUAAGUGCGACGAAGGGGAAUGGACGCUACCAAUAAGUGUGACUACUGAAUCAACCGAUGCGACUUCAGGUGAAAACGAUGAGACUGACAGUGUUGGUUAA